AUGUUUUCAACACAUCAAAAACAAACAAUAAAUUAUUUCACAGACAUGAAUUUGCUUCACCACAUUUUGAUUUUUUUAAUAGGACUCGGGACUUCUGUGGCAGUCAGACAUGAGAGAUGUUCGUUCAUCGCAAAUCCUGGCCCUUGCAAGGGAAUUUUUGAAAUGUUUGCCUACGACUUGGAAAAUAAUAUAUGCGUAGAAUUCAUAUACGGUGGUUGUGGCGGAAACCCGAAUCGUUUUCAAACUAAAGAGGAAUGCAUACUUCUAUGUAAUGCAUUAGCUGAUGAAGACGACUACCUUGUAGUUGAUACUGACAAAAAUGAACAACAAAUAACAGAUGACACGACGUCAUUCAAUAUAACCACAUUGUCAGAAAGUUUGGAAAUUACCACGAAAAGAGAAAAUAUUAAUUAAGAGGUUAUUAUUUAAGAAAUGAUUUACAACUUACCAUAAAAUCUUGAGCAAUAGCCACGACAUUAAGUAGCUGAUGGUGCCAACACCAUUCCAACAACGAAUUUACUCGAAUUGUCGAUUUCCUUAUAACCAACAGCACUGGUUGUGUGUUUAGCAUACGUAGAUUGCGGUAUAAAAUUUCCAGUAUGUCUUCCGGUGAAUCGUUAACAAAAGCUAUUGUAAGGACAUUAUGUGACGGAUUUUCAAGCAAAUUAUAGGCAUCCCUAGAGUGCUCUUUAAUUUGAAGCACGGGAAUAGGAAGUUGCCACAAGAUAUCCAACCAAGUCGGAUCGAAGUUGCCCAAAAGCAGAACAUAUUCAAUGUUAAGUUCACGCCUCAGUUGAUGAAGUAAACUAUGAUAGGAGCUAUCCCCGCCAGGACAAAGGAGAACCAAGGCGACUAACAGUAUGUGCAACUGACCCAUGUUGAAUGUGGAAAUGGUUUUCCACUUCCAACUUAUAUGUUGUCCUUUCAACUGCCAUCAACGGCACCCACGGGAGAAGAGGUGUCGCAACCAACUUUUGAUUUAUUUAAUAGUGUAAUUAAGUAAUUGGAUAAUAUACAUAUGUGGCCUAA
This is a messenger RNA of Drosophila simulans, 1029 nucleotides long. RefSeq names its product kunitz-type serine protease inhibitor nigrescinin-4. Bases 1 to 414 code for a protein of 137 amino acids. The record is from RefSeq and is a predicted model, not a curated record. Gene Ontology annotation, molecular function: serine-type endopeptidase inhibitor activity. NCBI's taxonomy places the organism in Eukaryota, Metazoa, Arthropoda, Insecta, Diptera, Drosophilidae. The transcript has 2 exons.